AUGUCCUCCAAUCAAAUCUCUUCGACUCGUCCAAAACAACCCUAUAACGUGUUGGGUCUCGGACAGCCUUUGCUAGAUAAAAUGUUCUUUGUGACCGAAACAACUCUGCAAGCUCUUGGCAUUAAAGAAAAAGGUGGUUCUCAGCUCAUUGAAACUCAACAAGAAUUAGAAUCCUUCUUACAAAAAUUAUCUGAACUUCUUCAAUAUGACUGCAACCAUUGUUUGGACCAUCCCAAUAUUUCACCUAGUAAUGGACAUAAUAUUUUCACAAAUUCUUCAGUCAAGUCGGGAAUUAAAAUACCUAGUAGUUCAGGAACGACACCAACGCAAUCACAUUUACUGACUGCCUACUCACCAAAGACUGCUAAUUUCCACCGAAGUUUAAGUCAAUAUCCUAGAGGCUAUAUUUGCAGUGGUGGUAGUUGCUGCAAUACCAUUAAGGGACUUGCAGGUUUGGGAGAAUCAUGCGCAUUAGUGGGUAAAAUCGGUAAUGAUCCUUUGGGAGUGCUGUACAGAAAUCACUUGACGAAACGACAAGUAUUUCCUCUCAUGUCCAUGUCUCCACUCACAAGAACUGGUGAAGUCAUUUGUUUAAUUACACCUGAUGGACAACGAACAAUGAGAGCGUUCUUGGGCUCAAGUCUCGAAAUGACAGCCGAUGAUUUGGUUCCUAGUGAUUUCAAUGGAAUUAAACUUUUACACGUCGAAGGUUAUGCAAUUUAUAACCAACCAUUGACGAUUAGAGCAAUUCAAUUGGCCAAAUCAGUUGGUGCUAUGGUUUCUUUUGACUUGGGAAGCUUUGAAUUGGCAAGAAGUUUUAAACCACUCAUUUUGGAAUAUUUAUCAAAUUAUGUAGAUAUUGUUUUCUGUAACUCUGAGGAAGCUCGAGAAUUACUUGGACAGGACGAUCCUGAAGCUGCUGUUGAGUAUUUAGCAAGCUUUUGUAGAGUUGCAAUUGUUAUGAUGGGACGAGAAGGUUGUUGGGUGAAAGAAGGCACUUCACCUGGUAAAACCGGAAAAGGAGAGAAGUACAGACAUCAUUUGUCUCCAGAAGAGGUUGUAGAACAUCCCCUUGAUACCACAGGAGCAGGUGACUUGUUUGCUGCUGGAUUUUUGUAUGGCUAUUUGCAAGGAUAUUCUAUUGAACAAUGUGCACGUUUGGGUAGCUUGAACGCUCGAGAAGUUGUCAUGGUGAUGGGUGCUGAAGUACCACAAGAAAAAUUCAAAGAAAUUAAGGGAUCUGUGAAUAAGGAUUUCCGUUUGAGGUCCUCCAGUAUGACCAUUGGCACUUCUCGCCCAACGCUUGUUAGAAAAUUGAGCAGCACUGGCUCUUCAUUGGCAAGUAGUUUGGAAGAGUACAAGCAUCAAAAGAUUGGAUCUGCAAAUUUAGAAUAUGAUAUUGCUUUUGAAUAUGAUUUGGAAGAAGAAGAGGGUGAACAAGGAGAACCCACUGAAGAAGCAGACGAUGACGAGUCAGAAAAUGAAGAUACUGUUUCUAACAUGCAAUCCAAACAUCGUCCUGUGGAAGCAAUGUUUGAACUUGAAUAA
Molecule: messenger RNA, 1548 nt
Organism: Naegleria lovaniensis
Lineage: Eukaryota; Heterolobosea; Eutetramitea; Acrasida; Naegleriidae
Exons: 3
Coding region: 1-1548 (515 amino acids)
Molecular function (GO): kinase activity
Source: RefSeq, a predicted model, not a curated record